CAUAUGCAUGCUUAGCGUUGUAAGUGGUGGAAGCUGUCACAUAACUAUUAGUCCUAAAUGGUAAUCUAAAAAUCAAUAUAACAAUUGAAGUGCUUUCUUAUACAUAUUUGUGAAGACAUCCAUAAAAUAAGGAAUAAAUAAAUACUUAGACGAAUGUAACUUCGUUACAUACAAUUUUUCCAAGUGCAGUACCAAAUAGGAAAAUAAUGAAUCAAGAAACCGUUAACCCUUUCGGGUAUGAACAAUCGGGAAGCUAUGAAUAUAUUCAGCGUGAAGGGAUGACGGCAAUAUCUUCAACUGCGGGUAACGUUUUGCAACAACCACUAGGAACGGAAGCCCGUCCACGAGUUGAUAUCGAUGCCUCAGGAGAAGUAGAUCCAACGAUGUAUCCAGAGCCGAAAGAAGGAACGAAAAAAAUUAGAGGUCAUGCCGAUGUCUUAGAAAUGUUUUGCGGAACGACCGAGAAGGAACUUAUUCCAGUGAAGAGUUUUUAUUUUUUUUUCUAUGCAGCUUUCGGAUCUUUAUUUCCCUUAAUGGGAGUAUAUUUUAAGCAAAUGGGAAUGAAUCCUGGACAGUGUGGAAUAUUAAUUGGAAUGAGGCCAUUUGUGGAGUUUUUAUCAGCGCCAUUUUGGGGUUCUUACGCGGAUAGGUGUCGUCAGGGAAAAAGGCUAUUGUUAGCGUCACUGUCCUGCUGGAUACUCUUCACCAUACCAUUAAGCUUCAUCAAACCAGAAGCAGUAAAAUGCAUUGAAAGAAAUCAUUCAGAUUAUAUUUUGACAUACGCUAGAGCAAAAAGAGACGUUAACUAUUUUUCGCCUAUUUCUGUACCUUUAAACCUAAGACCGGAAGUGGAGUCCAUUGAUUUUAUAGAAAGUUGCCACAGCAGACGAAAACGUUCCUUGUUUCCACGCAUCGAUGCUGGUAUAUCGCCAAUUCAUAUAAAUUUUGUGAGCAAUUAUGACGAUAAGCAACAUGGUGACUAUGUGAGUCCUAUAUUUUCAAGCAUGGUGUAUAGAACUCCGGAUAUACAGAAAGCUUUUUUUCUUCUGCUACUGGUUAUUUUAAUUGGCGAGUUUUUCAGUGCGCCGGCGAUAACAUUAGCUGACUCAGCCGUCAUCACCCUUUUGGGUGAGGAUGCCGACAAAUAUGGACACCAACGAAUGUUUGGAUCCUUCGGUUGGGGGAUAUCAAUGUUUUUCGUCGGUAUUGUGUUAGAUCAUUCGACUUCAUUUUCCCAUCACCCUUGCGGUGCUGGUCAUAUGGAAAAGAAUUAUAAUGUUUGUUUUGGAAUUUUUUCAAUUUUGAUGACCUGUGCUAUUAUAUCGGCAUCAAAAAUAACAUUUAAGUAUGACCCAGUUGGAGUUGAUCCAGAAUCAUCAGAAGACAUCAUAGAUCCAAACACAAAGGCUGAAGAAGAGUCUAUGAAUCAAUUAGCUACCCAAUUAAAUUUGCCCUCACUGGUAGUUGGAUCAGCUUCAGCAACUGCCAGGAGUACAAAGUCGUUAUCUAAUACACAGCCUAACAUAGGUGCGGAAUCGAAAAUGUUCGCUCAAACUACAAAAGAAAUGCCUGAAUGGAUGACGGUAUUAACACAUUUUAAGGAUCUUAAAACUUGCGCCUUCUUAUUCGUUGCUUGGUUUAUGGGCUUCGGAAUUGGAUUAAUAUUUACCUUUUUGUUCUGGCACUUGCAAGAUUAUGGAGGUACCCCAACGCUUUUCGGAGUUGCUUCUGUAAUCAAUCAUGUUUCAGAAAUAUUUGCAUAUUUCUUCAGUUUCCGAUUAAUCACACAAAUUGGACAUGUAAAAGUCUUAUGUUUGGGUCUUAUUGGAAAUGUGAUACGAUUUCUGUAUAUAUCUUAUUUAAGAAACCCAUGGAUGGUUUUACCUUUCGAGCUUAUGCAAGGAAUAACACAUGCUGCUGUAUGGGCUGCGUCAUGCUCAUACAUUGCUCAUAUUACCCCAAAGCAAUUAAGAGCCUCAGCUCAAGGUGUUUUACAAGGCAUUCAUCACGGCUUGGGUCGAGGAUGUGGUGCUAUAAUAGGAGGUAUGUUCGUGACAUAUUAUGGAACAACAGCAACAUUUCGUUGGUACGGUGUAAGUUGCCUGUUCGUGCUGGGUUUCUUCGUGUUUGUUAACUUUUACCGAAAAGAGCAAGGAUUUAUUUCUGAUAUACCUGCUACAGAGGAUCCCCACCAGGUUGCUGAGGAAACUUCACAUUUAGCUCCACAUGGUGUUCCCAGUAAUCCUAUUCCUCGCGCACUGUCAAACACACGCCUAAAUGAAAUUAAUCCUAAUGGAUCUUCAGGCAACAGUUAUGGAACUUAUCAAACCGUAGGCGGCAAUUUAGAUAUUCCAGGCGGUAAUCCUUUUAUGCAAUAAAAUCAAAUCAAUUGAAAUUGUAUAAAUUAAUGGUUAAUGCUUUGUUAAGUUAUUUUCAAUAGCUUUAAGAUGUAUUCAUAACUUAUAUAACAUAAGUUUAUCUCACCAGAGUAUGUUUAUUACAUAAAUAUAAACUUGACUAACCUGACUGUAUACUUAUGUCCAUGCAUGUAAACUUAUAUUACAACGCUACUUAAAGCAACACACUUUAAUAGAUUUAAUAAUAUAAAUUUGUUACUGUGCACUUACAUUAUAAUAUAUAAUACUGUUUACGAAUUUUAAUUAAAUUAGCUUAUUCAAAGCAAAUACUUUAUAUUGAGUAAAGAUAAAGGAAGGUCUGAUUCCAUGACUCUGAAAAACGCAAAUAUCGGCAUUUGGACGUUGUCUCCCUUUCAAACCAUUGAUAUCUUCUUCGAACCCACAGACAGCCUUCGAAUACAAUAAGACGUCUUUGCAAUGGCUUCGGAAAAUUAACUUCAUUUAUUUGCCAACGAAAAGAAAAGGAAACUAUUGCACAAAAGUUUAUGUUGCUUCAAAAUAAGUAAAUCACGAGGAAGUUCAUAACUAAAACAUAUACUUUACUACGAGAGGAGGAAAGAAAAAAACCAUCAGGUGUUAGUACUCGGUCUGGCUGUUCGACCGUGAUGUCAGCGCUUUCAAUCCUAACUAUGAAGUUUGCGUCUAACUAUGAUCGUAGUUGGCUUGUUUAUCCGUAUCUCUGCGUUUGACUGCUGUUGAACAAAAAGAUCGCUGUUUUAAUCGGGCGCUACUUUUAUAGCUCCCGACAGCUUUAUUAACAGCCCAUCACUGCGUUUUGUUUACAGUAAAUGUGUAUGUAUUAAUGGCACGUUAGCCUAGCUUAACCAACAUCGUGUAUUCUUAA
Molecule: messenger RNA, 3261 nt
Organism: Glossina fuscipes
Lineage: Eukaryota; Metazoa; Arthropoda; Insecta; Diptera; Glossinidae
Gene: jef
Product: major facilitator superfamily domain-containing protein 6
Exons: 7
Coding region: 207-2378 (723 amino acids)
Cellular component (GO): membrane
Source: RefSeq, a predicted model, not a curated record